ACUAAUUUGAACAUAUUUCCAAUUCUUAAAACGUUAAACCUGAGGCGAGCCACGGCGGAGGAAGGGCGGAAACAGUGAAUGGAGAGAUGGCUAAGAGCGGAGCACCAGAUUUCUUCUACAAAGAAGCUCAACGACUCGGCUACGUAGCUCGUUCAGCCUUCAAAUUAGUUCAAAUCCAAAAACAGCACAAAUUAAUCAAACCCGGUUCAUCCGUUCUCGACUUGGGUUGUGCUCCCGGUUCAUGGCUUCAGGUUGCUUGUCAAAGCUUGGGUCCAUUCCAUAACGGUGGUUCCGUUCUCGGCAUUGAUCAUAAGAAAGUUAAGGUUCCGACCAGUCAUUGUGAUUCAAGGGUGAAAACCGUUGCGGCGGAUGUUAUGACUCUUCCUAAACAGCAGCUUAGAGACCUUUCUCCUAAGCAAAAAGGGUUUUCUGUAAUACUUUCAGACAUGUGUCCGUUGGUUUCUGGAAUCACGACUAAAGAUGCAGCUUUGUCAUUUGAGCUAGGGAUGCGAGCGCUAGACUUGGCUGUUGGCAAGGUUGCUUCUGUUUGCAAUUCUGAUGGUGAUAAUCUGGACGAGGUGAAGGAGCGAUGUGAUCCAUCUGGUGCAGAUGAUGGGGGAUUGUUGCGAGUUGGUGGCCAUCUUGUAGUCAAGCUUUUGGAGAGUGAAGAUGCCAAAGAAAUCAACCAGAUUUGUAAACCAUUGUUUACAAAGUCAGUGUGGCUGAGACCUAAAGCCACAAGACCUUCGUCGAGAGAGAUCUAUUUGAUAUGUCAAGGUUUAAAGUCAGAAAUAAAGAUAUAGGUUGUUUUAUGAGGUAUGUCCUGGCGAUGGUUUUUUACUCUAUAAUGCAGUGUUGUCAAAUAAUGGCUAUACCACUAUAGUGUAGCGGCUAUAGCAGGGUGGCAUAGAAAAAUUUAAACAACCCGCUAUUUUUUGCAAUCUAGGAUUGACCACGCUGCUGUAAUGUGAGACAUGUAAUUAGUAAAUUCAUGAGUUUACAUUCAAGUUUUGAUGCUAACAUUAUUUUUGAACUCUUACUUUGCAAUGCCUUUUGAUUUGUAAAGGAUUGCAAGAGAUUAUGUAUUAAUUAAUGUUGAAAAGUAACAUUUUUAUUGUUUA
Molecule: messenger RNA, 1121 nt
Organism: Medicago truncatula (barrel medic)
Lineage: Eukaryota; Viridiplantae; Streptophyta; Magnoliopsida; Fabales; Fabaceae
Product: ribosomal RNA large subunit methyltransferase E
Exons: 3
Coding region: 87-803 (238 amino acids)
Biological process (GO): RNA methylation
Molecular function (GO): rRNA (uridine-2'-O-ribose)-methyltransferase activity
Source: RefSeq, a predicted model, not a curated record